Molecule: messenger RNA, 636 nt
Organism: Aspergillus aculeatus ATCC 16872
Lineage: Eukaryota; Fungi; Ascomycota; Eurotiomycetes; Eurotiales; Aspergillaceae
Product: adenylyl-sulfate kinase
Exons: 2
Coding region: 1-636 (211 amino acids)
Biological process (GO): sulfate assimilation
Molecular function (GO): ATP binding; adenylylsulfate kinase activity
Source: RefSeq, a predicted model, not a curated record
AUGGCCACAAACAUCACCUACCACGCCAGCGCCCUCACGCGCAGCGAACGCAGCAACUUGCGCAAACAACAAGGCCUCACAAUCUGGCUGACGGGCCUGUCGGCGUCCGGCAAAUCGACUCUGGCCGUGGAACUGGAGCACCAACUGCUGCACGACCGGGGGGUGCACGCCUACCGGCUGGACGGGGACAACAUCCGGUUCGGCUUGAACAAGGACCUGGGAUUCAGCGAGGCGGACCGGAACGAGAACAUCCGGCGGAUCGCGGAGGUGGCCAAGCUGUUCGCGGACAGCGCCUCGAUCGCCAUCACCUCGUUCAUCUCCCCUUACCGCAAGGACCGGGAUACCGCCCGGCAGCUGCACGAGGUGCCCACGCCCGGCGAGGAGACGGGUCUGCCCUUCGUCGAGGUGUACGUCGAUGUGCCCGUGGAGGUGGCCGAGCAGCGCGACCCCAAGGGUCUCUACAAGAAGGCCCGUGAGGGCGUCAUCAAGGAGUUCACGGGGAUCAGUGCCCCCUACGAGGCGCCAGUGAAGCCCGAGGUGCACAUCAAGAACCAUGAGGUCCCUGUGCAGGAGGCUGUGCGCCAGAUUAUUGAGUAUCUCGAUUCCAAGGGGUACCUCCCUCCUAAGUCUGCUUAG